AGUAUACUUAUCAAUCUUUUCGAAGAAAGCACACUCUUUUUACCUUGACAUACAAUUUUCGGCCUCUGCUUCUUUACCACUAUUUUGAUGAGAGAGGAUCUUCAACUGUAUUUCUUAACAACUGAAUCAGUAUGGGGCAUACAACUACAGCGCCGCCUAUAGCCAAAGAAACCUCUAAGAAGGGAACGGACUUGCCUAGCUGGCACAAAUAUGUCAUUCUCUUUACCGUCAGCUUCAUGUGUCUGGCUGCCACAUUCUCGAGCACAUGUCUAUAUCCAGCAACCCCAGAGAUAGCCGCCGAGUUCGGCACUACAGCAGAGCACAUCAAUGUUACCAACGCCGGAGUAUUACUAGCCAUGGGAUCAUCAAGUCUGUUAUGGGCACCGAUUGCUAGGACAUUAGGAAGACGGACAGCCUACAAUGCUGCUAUCGCAGUACUGUUCUUAUGCUCAAUAGGCACGGCGUUGUCGAUAAACAUGGCUAUGUUUACGGCUAUGAGAGUUCUUGCUGGAUUUCAAGGAACAUACAAUAUGGUUGCUGGCCAAACCAUCAUCGCCGACAUCUUCGACCAAAAAAGAAGAGGUACAGCCGUCGGCUUCUUCAUGGUUGGUUCCGUGCUGGGACCUGCCAUUGGCCCUCUUGUUGGAGGAAUUAUUGUCACCUUCGCGUCUUGGAGAAUCAUCUUCUGGGUACAGACAGGCAUGGUCGGCUUAGGAUUGGUUCUAUCCUUGCUCUUCGUCCCUUCCAUCGCACAACCACACCAAAUCACCGAGAAGCCUAGUUUGAAACUCUGGGGCAAGUCGCAGGUCGAGAUGCUCAAAGUGUUUACUCUUCUUAUCUAUCCUAAUGUCUUCUUUGCGGAUCUUGCAUGUGGAUUACUUGCUUGGACCCAGUACUCCCUACUAGCAGCGCCACGCCACUUAGUCAACCCACGCUUCAAUCUGACAUCUCCGCUCGUCUCCGGUCUCUUCUACAUCGCUCCAGGCGCCGGCUUCCUCCUCGGGUCCAUCGCUGGCGGUCGUUUUUCCGAUAUGACCAUGGCCAAAAAGAUAAUGCAACGAGGAGGCAAACGUGUCCCACAAGAUAGACUCAACAGCGGUCUCAUCGCCUUCUUCCUCAUCAUCCCUGCUUCCCAGCUCAUCUACGGCUGGUGUUUACAAUAUGAUGUCGGGGGCUUAGCUUUGGCCAUCGUGGCGGCCUUUUUCACCGGUGCGGGAUUGAUGGCGGCGUUUAGCUCGUUGAAUACUUAUUGUGCUGAGGCGAUACCCGAACAACGUACAGCAGUCAUCGCAUCCAAAUACUUUAUCCAAUACAUCUUCGGCGCUUCAGGAAAUGCAGCUAUCGUACCAUUGAUCGAUUCAAUAGGUAUCGGACUUGCCGCUACAAUAGGCGUUAUCUUGGCCAUCAGUGGUGGAAUCUUGGUGUGGACGUUGGCGAAAUAUGGCGGUGAGAUGCAGGCUUUUAUUGAUGGGAAGUUGGGCCAUCAGGUAGAAACUGAUGAUGAAAAGUAAAGCAAGGGACGACUGAGCGAGAAUAUGAAUAUGCCACCGAUCUGUUUAUACGCAGUCCAUGAGUCACUUGGCCAUUGAAAUGGCUGUCGGAAGACAAGAUGUAUUUGACAGACCGCGUCCGUGUUCACUGAAAGUGGCACCCCUGCGUCUUCUCUCUGGCCGACCUCACUAGAAUAAAACUUAUUCUGCAUCUCGAUGGUUGGAAGGCUCCUUGGCAAAAUGAGAUACCGCCACUCUACUUGACCCGAGCCCUGCUCAAGAAUCUCAGACGCCGAACAGUUACCGGAUUAGCUAUG
Aureobasidium pullulans EXF-150 is the source of this 1807-nucleotide messenger RNA. RefSeq names its product MFS general substrate transporter. Bases 132 to 1511 code for a protein of 459 amino acids. The transcript has 4 exons. The record is from RefSeq and is a predicted model, not a curated record. Gene Ontology annotation, molecular function: transmembrane transporter activity. Gene Ontology annotation, biological process: transmembrane transport. Lineage: Eukaryota; Fungi; Ascomycota; Dothideomycetes; Dothideales; Saccotheciaceae.